Drosophila arizonae is the source of this 1705-nucleotide messenger RNA. RefSeq names its product protein held out wings (gene how). The record is from RefSeq and is a predicted model, not a curated record. Gene Ontology annotation, cellular component: nucleus. Gene Ontology annotation, molecular function: mRNA binding. NCBI's taxonomy places the organism in Eukaryota, Metazoa, Arthropoda, Insecta, Diptera, Drosophilidae. Gene Ontology annotation, biological process: regulation of mRNA splicing, via spliceosome.
UCUCUGUCUUUGCGUGCGGUUCAGUUUUAGAAGUAGGAAGAAUCGUUCAAGUAGAGGCGAGAUCCGUGCGUUUUCCUUUUACCCGACUCGAAUACAUUUUUAAAUAAACAAAUAUAUAUAUAUAUAUAUAAGAAAAGGAAUUCUUUACUAGUUAAUGAACGCAGUGUACAACAAAUGCAAAUUAACAUUGAAACAUUCAAAAGCAAUAAGAUAUCAAAGAGUGUUAAAGCAACAAAUAUAUAAUAGCCUUUUGUUUAGCAAUUGUGCAAUACCCGAAAACCCGAACAUAGAGAAACAGUCGAAAGAGUUAAAUACGCAUCAUAAAAGAAUCUCGGCAACAAAAAAAUAUAUUAAAAGAGCAUUGUGCAACUAAGUAAACAAUUGUAAAAGCUUAAACAAAACACGCUCACCCACACACAUAUAGAAAUAUAUACACAUACUACAACAAAAUGAGUGUCUGUGAGAACAAGACCGUUGUGCAACAGCAAUUGCAACAACAGGCCGCCGCUGCCGUUGCGGCCGCCGCAGCCGCUGCCGUUGCUCAGCAGCAGCAACAGCAACAACAACAGCCCACGCAAGUGGUGCCACAGCCGCAGCACAUGACGCCCCARCAACAACAACAGAGCACACAAAGCAUUGCCGACUAUUUGGCACAAUUGCUGAAGGAUCGCAAACAGUUGGCCGCAUUUCCCAAUGUCUUCACGCAUGUGGAGCGACUGCUGGACGAAGAAAUUGCACGUGUUCGUGCCUCCCUAUUCCAGAUUAAUGGCGUUAAGAAGGAGCCCCUCACCCUGCCCGAGCCCGAGGGCGCCAUGGUAACGCUGAACGAGAAGGUUUAUGUGCCAGUGCGUGAGCAUCCAGAUUUCAACUUUGUUGGCCGCAUUUUGGGACCGCGCGGCAUGACAGCCAAACAAUUAGAACAAGAGACUGGUUGUAAGAUAAUGGUACGCGGCAAGGGCUCCAUGCGGGACAAAAAGAAGGAGGAUGCCAAUCGUGGCAAGCCCAACUGGGAGCACUUGUCUGACGACCUGCAUGUUCUGAUUACCGUCGAGGAUACCGAGAAUCGCGCCAAAGUCAAAUUGGCUCAGGCUGUCGCUGAAGUGCAAAAGCUGCUCGUGCCGCAAGCCGAAGGCGAAGAUGAGCUAAAGAAACGUCAACUUAUGGAAUUAGCCAUUAUUAACGGCACAUAUAGGGACACAACGGCGAAAUCAGUCGCAGCUUUCUCAUGCGUUGGUUCUCCUUCUGCUUCUGUUCUGUAUCCCGCAGUGUGCGAAGAGGACUGGCGCCGUUUGGUUGCUGCAUCGGAUAAUCGCCUGCUGACACCCACAUUAUCGGGACUGGCCACCCAGAUACGUAAUCCCGCCAGUGCACCGCUCGGCGCACCAUUGAUACUUAAUCCACGAAUGACAGUGCCGACAUCUGCGGCCAGCAUACUGUCCGCCCAGGCAGCGCCGACAGCCGCCUUCGAUCAGACCGCCCAUGGCAUGAUCUUUGCAUCGCCAUACACCGACUACGCGAACUAUGCAGCACUGACCGCCAAUCCUCUGUUGACGGAAUAUCCAGAUCAUAGCGUUGGUCGAUAUAUGCAUGCCGGCUCCGUCUUUUGAACUUUUUUUUGUUUGCGUGCACCAAGAAUUUAUUGAAGUCCAUAUAAAUCGUUAGUUUUUAGUACCAGCUUAAACAAUCUGUAUAUGUAUUUAUAUAU